AUGUUGCCGCGCGCGCCCCGCCGCUGCGCCGCGGUCGGGCCGGGCCGGGCCGGGCCGGGCCGCGCGGGGGCGGCGGGCGGGGGCGGCGGGCGCGGGCGGCGCCGCGGCCGGAGGACGGGCCGGGGGCGCAGACCGCCCGCGCGCUCCCGGCUGCGCGUCCGCACAAUGCCGCGCGCGCUGGAGGCCGCGCCGGAGCCGCCCGGCCGCGGGGCUCAGGGCGCGAGUGUGCGCGGGCCGGGCCGCGCGCGGGACACAAAAGGGAAGGGACGCGCGGGGGCGGCGGGCGGGGAGCCGCGGCCCCACCGCAGGGACCCCCGGCCGCCGAGCGGCCUCUACGUCAGCGCCCCGGGUGGCGCCGCCUCCGCCCGCCGGCCUGGGCCCCGCUGCCGCUCGGGGAAGGCGGGCCGGUUGGAAGGUGGGCCGGCCGGGGGACCUCCCCGCGGGGACCAGGCGAGCCGAGGGCCUCUGCCGGGCAGAAAGUGGGCCGUGGUACCUGCUGGGGAAAGAAGGGCUGGGCUGCAAUUCAGCAUGUAUCAAUCAGCUGGCAUCCGGAGGUCACCACCCAGAACCCAGUUGGCCUGGCCUGUGAGCCCCAUCAUGCCCUCUUCUGUUUUGGCACUCCAGGAACAAUAUGGCAAAGCAUCACGUGCAGGCAUGAGCAUCUGACACAGGUGUGUUGUGUUCCCCCGCCACCCAACAGGUCAUUUGUAUGGAGCCUUUUGCAUCAUGCAUUCAGUCCUGUUCUCACCCACGCAACAAAGGGUGUAACACAGGGAUUUUGCGUUUAAUUGUGGAUGGAUAGCCAUAGUAUAAAAUGUCCAUCUGAAGAUGCCCUUAAGUAUGCUCACAUUACUCUGCAACCAUCACCUCUAUCCAUCCAUAGA
This is a messenger RNA of Ochotona princeps (American pika), 884 nucleotides long. Its product is annotated as serine/arginine repetitive matrix protein 3-like. The record is from RefSeq and is a predicted model, not a curated record. The coding region runs from base 1 to 666 and encodes 221 amino acids. NCBI's taxonomy places the organism in Eukaryota, Metazoa, Chordata, Mammalia, Lagomorpha, Ochotonidae. The transcript has 2 exons.